Molecule: messenger RNA, 1277 nt
Organism: Corapipo altera (White-ruffed manakin)
Lineage: Eukaryota; Metazoa; Chordata; Aves; Passeriformes; Pipridae
Gene: RIBC2
Product: RIB43A domain with coiled-coils 2
Exons: 7
Coding region: 77-1210 (377 amino acids)
Source: RefSeq, a predicted model, not a curated record
CGGCCCGGCCGCUGCUGCUCCCGAGCCAGCUCCCGAUCCAGCUCCCGAGCCAGCUGCCGAGCCGGCCCUCGCCGCCAUGAGCGGGCUGGGGCAGCUGCGGGAGCAGCGGGAGGCGGCCGCCGUGCAGCGCCGGCGGGAGCAGGAGUUCCUGCGGCGGAGCCGCAUCUUCAACGCGCGGCUCCGCACCAUUGGGAUUGAUAAAGAUGCAUUGGAUGUGCAGGUCAAGGAAAGGAAAAUUCAAGAAGCAAUUGAAAAAGCACGACAUGAAAAAUUUGCUAAUGACAUGAAGAGGAAUGACAGGCUCAUGUGUCUGCUGGAAGAACAACAGAAAAGGGAAAUCAAAGACAUGAAUAAGGCUCUCAAGGAAUUUCAGAAGAAUCAGACACCAGAAACAAGACGUGAGUUUGACCUGAAUGAUCCCCAGGCCCUCAAGAAGGACAGACCCGCCCGAGUUUCGGACACCGACCCUCGCUGUACCAUCUCUGGCAUGCAGAAGUUUGCAGGGGAAGACCUAAACUAUGAGCAGAGGAUGAAGUUCCAAAAGGAGCAGCUAAGAGAGUGGUCUCUUCAGCAGCAGAAAGACUGGAAGACUGCGUUAGCUGACCAAAAACUGGCAGAUGAUCUUUAUGACAAAUAUAGGGUUGAAGUCGACCGAAAGAUUCUGGAGCUCCAACGACAAGAAGAAGAAAGCAGGCGAGCUGUCUGUACAGCCACCAAGGAUUUCAACAGAAUCCAGGCUGACGAACUAGCUUUUAAAAAGGAGCUGGACAAGUCUCAAACACUGAGAGACAACAUGGAUGAAAUUACCUUCCUGCUUCGAGGAGACUUCCUUUCUGAGAACCCUGCCCAAGCCCUCAGUCCCUUGGGUGACCGUGUGCUCGUGGACCGCUGGAAGGGCAUGAGCCCGGAGCAGCUGAUGGCAAUUCGGCACUACCAGAAGGAACAAGCUCAGGAGAACCUGAGGCUGAAGGAGCAGGAGCGGCAGCGGGACGCGGAGUGGGACAGGCAGCGCCUGCAGGCGGCCAGAGCACAGAUGCUGCUGGAGAGGGAGCAGCGACGGCAGCUCCGGGAGCGGCGCCGGGACCUGGACUUCAUGAAUGCAGAGCUCUCCCAGGAGCAGAGGGCGAAGAACAUCUACCUUAAAGAAGAGGCAUAUUCCAACAUCCCAACAGCCCAGUAUUACGCACAGUUUAACACAACCACCCGGUGACAUUCUGGAUAAAUCAGCCUGAAUUACACAGAAGUAUGUAUACAUUAAAAUUUCUAAGUGAGCCAUC